CUUACAUACCGAUAACACGAUCAUGGUCACGUAGUUGUCGGUUAGUCUCUCGACCUUAAAAGCGACAAAUUUCUCAAAGUUAAGUUCAUUUACUUUAAUAAGGAAACUCAAGCACAGCUCUUGAGAAGUUUUUUUCAGAUCGCGGAAUAAAAAUGUCCUCAGCAAUGCUGAAAGAUCCCAACCACACAAUUACAGAGAAUGGUGUGCAUUGCUCAAAUUCAGACUGUGUGCUUCCAAUGUGCAUCAACUCAAAGCUUGGUAACCUUAUCAAGAAAAGCACUGACUGCAAAAGAGCUGAAAAAUCUAAGGCAACUACGGAUACGAGCCUGAAAAAUGCUGCUGACUGUAAAAUGAGCAGCGUCGCCGCAAAUGGAGAUAUGGAGCAAUGGUGGAGAGACCUUCAAAGCUUGGGGAUUCUGGAUCAGUUUCCCAGUAACACCCACACUGACCGGUCAUUCCUCUAUGAACAAAAUGAUUCUUCUCCCAGUCAGUUAGGCGCCAUACUAAGACCAUGUUUCAGCCAAGGGAUCCGAGUGCUUGGAAAUCAAACACAACCUUGCAUACCACAGGUGCAUCCAGUCUCUUCUAUUGUCCCCAAUCUACCUUUCUUUGGUGACGGACUCUACCAAGACACACAAACGGUGGUAACAAACCCCUUAAUUCAGUCUGGAAUUGCCAAACAUGAAACAGAUCCUCUGAAAGACUCUGAUGCAUCCAGGUCAGCCAAGUCUGGAAAGUUGUUUGAGAUUCUCUCCUUGAUCUUUCAGGCUCUUGAGGGCCCUCAUACAGAAAAUCUUGAGGAGCACUAUGUAUCUGCGUUACAGAAGGCCCUUCAUGAAAUUCAAGCGGUUAAGAGUCUGUGUCAUCUUUAGAGAAUGAAAUAUUCAUUCACUGCUGCCACAAGAAGAAACAGCCCAGUCUUCUAAUAAACGUAAAGCAUAAGGUUUCCUUAAACGACUGGUACAUGCAUAGGGCUACAAGCUAUAGAGUCUUUCCUUAGUGGAGUUUACCAAGUACCUAGGUAGAUGCAUGCUAUGAGGUAGGUUUUUUGAUGCACGUUUUAAUGCAUUACCACCACAGAAACGAUGUACACAUGAUCAAAUUAAUUUUAGGAACACAAUAGCCUCCAAAAUGACAACCAACAAUGAAAGUUCAUCAUUAAAAUUUUAUUGUAAAUCCUCAACAGAUAUAGGGACUACAAUUAUUUGCUACACUGAAACACCCAACAAAAUUCUAUGAUUUAGACAGAUCACAGCUGAUUCUUUGAAUUUAAAUGUAAAUAUGUAAGUUAUUGUUACUUACGUAAAUGUUUCUUGUAAUUAGUUGUUUUUUU
Molecule: messenger RNA, 1333 nt
Organism: Pocillopora verrucosa
Lineage: Eukaryota; Metazoa; Cnidaria; Anthozoa; Scleractinia; Pocilloporidae
Source: RefSeq, a predicted model, not a curated record